ACUAACGGUAAUUGAUUUAACACGUGAACCCCUAGGGUCAUAAUAAUUUAAUCGGGCCUUUAUUUGAUACGCCCGCCUCCAACACCUGAACCGUCCAAUUAGGUGACCCGAGGGCGGGCACCUACCAAUGCGGGUUCAGUGCCUCCUAGGUAACUCUGUAAACAAGAUGGCGACCAUGUGCGUUCAGCACGAGUAGUGUUUAAUUAUUAACAAGGACGUUUACUAACAAGUCACUCCGGAAUAUGUUCAUGAACGGAAUUUAAACAGAUCAGAGAAUGGAGAAACCAAAAUCUCCACGGCCUUCAAUGUCAACGCGGGGCCGUGCAGGUAGCACGGUUGAGAUGAAGAACAAAUCUCGUUUGGCUGCCCUAGCACCUGGGGAAAAUCUGAAAGAAAAACAGCUGAAGUUGAAAGAGGAACGGGAGGCGAAGCGUUCCCACAUCGAUGAGCGACACACAUAUAUCCUCCAGACCGUGGCUGAUGGCCUGGGACUGGAAUACAAUGAGGUGGAGGACUGUGUCCUCGAGGGCAAUCAGCUGACAAUGAUGGACCAAUUCUUACAGCCCAAUGGAAUGUCACAACUUCUGUUCUACUACCAAGAACCAGAGGAAAAGGAGAGUGCGUCUGUUGGAUUUCAGUUACAUCAUGCCGCCCCAGAACCUAAAGGCCACGUGGACUACCGUGUAGGGCCGCCUCCUACCAAGGUUGCAAAGUCCUCCAAACCUAAGGUGUUCGUAACUAACGGCCGGGACAUCCCCCUCCGUGGUGUUUGUCUCAUCUUUACUAAGGUGGCUCCCCAUGGAACAGCCAUCACUGAGCAAAACAUCUCCAAGGAGAUCAACUUUACAAAGCUGGACACCGUAUCUGCGGGUAAGAAUGGCAGUGGCCUGCUCAAUGCUGUGGAGCAUCUCCUGUCAAGUAUCUUUAUUCCUGCCCUCAAAAAGCUAAACCAAGGCUGGGGUGAACUGAGCAGUCCCUCGGGGGCCCAGGUCAGGACGGACUUUCUCAAUGUGCUCGACUCCUUUGUGACAGUUCUGGUUGGUGCCCAGGAGAGUCUGGAACAGAAGGUGACUUUGAAUGAGUGUGAGACAUAUGACCUAUCAAAGAUCCAGACCCCAUCAGACUACCAGGCUGUGGCUAACAGCUCGGAUGCCCUGGAGGGCAUAGAAAACACGAUGAUGGUCUGGCUCAAACAGCUUGAACAGGUCCUGGCUGAGAGUGAACAAAUGAGAAAAGAGGCUGACGACAUUGGGCCUCGCGCUGAACUCGACCACUGGAAAAAGAGGAUGUCACGUUUCAACUACCUCCUGGAUCAGAUCAAAGGACCCAAUGUCAAGGCUGUCCUGGGUGUCCUUCACACCUCACAGUCCAAACUUAUCAAGAACUGGCAAGAGCUGGAUAGGAGGAUCACAGACCUGGCCAAUGAGGCGAAGGAUAACGUUAAGUUCCUGUACACACUGGAGAAAUUCUGUGACCCCCUCUACAACAGUGACCCUGUGGGUAUGUUAGAAGGAAUUCCGGGCCUGAUCAAUGCGAUCCGCAUGAUUCACUCCAUCUCCCGAUACUACAACACCUCCGAGAGGAUGACAUCACUUUUCGUCAAGAUAACCAAUCAGAUGAUUACAGCGUGUAAGGCGUAUAUCAACUGUAAUAAGACUGAGACCGUCUGGACACAAGAACAGGACGUUGUGGUCAAGAAGCUGCGGGACUGUAUCAGACUAAACGAGGAGUACCAGCGCUGCUUCCACAAGACCAAGGAAAAGCUGGAGAAGAUGCCGAAUGAGCGGCCAUUUGAGUUCUCCGAGAUGUACAUUUUUGGAAAGUUUGACACGUUCACAAGAAGGCUGAAGAAGAUUAUUGAAAUCUUUGACACAAUUUCUAUGUACUCCCAUCUGUCGGAGUCCAAGAUCGAAGGUAUAGAACAGAUGGCCAACAGGUUCACAGUUGUGGUGACGGCCAUGAAGAAGAAGCCCUAUGACUUCCUCGAUCAGAGGAAAACAGAGUUUGACAUGGACUAUGAUGAGUUCAAACGCCAGGUGGCAGAGCUCCAUUCAAACAUCAUGGGCUUCAUGGACGGCAAGUUUGAGAAGAUCAGCAGCACUGCUCGGUCUAUCGUCCAACUGAGGCGGUUCGAAAGACUGGAGCUGCCGAACCUCGGAAUUACGGAGAAGUACCAGAGGAUCCUAGGACAUUAUGGCCGUGACAUUGAGAUGGUAUCAAAGCUCUACCAGAAAAACAAAAACGACCCGCCUGUUGCCAGGGAUUUGCCCCCAAUAGCAGGUAAGAUUUCCUGGGCCCGUCAGCUGUAUCGCCGAAUCCUGGAGCCCAUGGAUGUGUUUCAGAAACAGACAAAUCUCCUGGAGAGUAACGAGGCCAAGAAAAUUAUCAAAAACUACAACAAGUUAGCCAAGGUGCUGCUGGAGUUUGAGGUCCUGUACCACCGCGGCUGGCUCAGACAGGUUGAGGUUGCUAGGUCAGGACUGCAGGCCUCACUACUGGUGCGUCAUCCAGAGACGACUGAACUGUACGUGAACUUUGAUCCCCAAAUCCUGACGAUGAUUCGUGAGACAGAGUGCAUGACCCGUCUGGGUCUAGAGAUUCCGUUGCUGGCCCGGACCAUGCGAACAAAACAGGCAGAGUUUAAGGAGAACUAUGAGGCUUUGCAGAUGAUGCUGCAGGAAAACCAGCGUGUGCGCAGCAAGAUCCCGACAGCCUUCGAGGCGCUGAUGGGGCCACACACAGGGAAAGUGGACUCUACUAUUGAUCCUGGCCUUAACACUCUUACCUGGACCUCUCUCAAUAUUAAGGACUAUAUUAGUGAGGUGUAUGCUGAUCUUCAGGCCCUUGAGCUACUCAUGGAUCGGGCACAUGAUGUGACAGAAUUCAGGAUUGAUGCCGUCCUCAAGGAGAUGGCAACCACCAACCUGUGUCAACUGCCAGAAGAAGAGCCCUGGACAGUCGACCACUUCCUUGACAACACACAGAUGCUGUGUGCCAAGGGGGCACAACUCUUGCAGACCAAGUCUAUGGUGGUGGAAGAGGCAGCCAGUGAACUCAUUAACAUGCUGUGUACUCUGGAAAUGGAGGAGGAAGAUGGUCAAGGGGAAGAGCAAGUCGGCCAGGAGGUAGACAUCGAAGAUGAGAGAGGAAGCCCUAGAGGAAGUCCCACAGCCUCUGCCCGGGAUCGCUCGGCGAGCAGACGGUCACGUCCUGUAUCAUCGAAGGCCAAUGCUGUGGCAAAAAAGAAGCGGGAAAUGAGAGAAAACAUCGAAGAGGCUGCCAAUGAGUUGUUGGCUCAUUUCAACCAUCGUAACCAAGACGCCUUGCUAAAGGUGACACGAAACACCCUGGAGUCACUCCGGAAGAGGAUCACAUCCUCCUCCAUGGUCCAUUAUUUAGGUGAAUCCAGUAGUGCCAAGGGAGACAAGAAAGACAGUCGGCCAUUUUACAAGACAUUCGCAACUUUGGCCAUUCCGAACAUUGUGAUGCAGCCAGCUCUGGACGAGGUCCAACAGGCGGUCAACAAGGCCGCACAAAAGAUCAUCCUUGUCUCUAAGGGUGUUGCCAAAUGGAGCGAUGAGCGGAAGCGUGUCACCAAGCCGCAGCAGGUCAGGUCAGGUUCGGCCAGUCGCCGUAACAGUGUGGUGAGUAACGCCCCAUCCGAGGGAUCACACGCUGGCAAGAAAAACGAGGAGGAAGUAAAAGCUGCACAGAGCUACGUCAUACAACAACAGGUCAAGAACUACUACAAGGCUGUGUCAGAAAACAAAGAAGUCUCGAAACUGGUCUCCCUUCUCUCCACCUCCAUCAACUCUAACAAAAAGGAGGUGAUAACAGCCCUUGACAAGUUUGCCGAGUACCACCCCAUCUGGGAGGUAGACCGUGAUGAAGACCUUGUGGAAUUCACUAAGGAGAAGCGUAAUCUAUCCGAGUACGAGUCCAAGAUUAAACACUAUGAGGAGCAGGAGGUGAAGAUUGCCAAUCUUCCUGAGUACUACGAUGUGGGGCCGAUAGCCCUGUAUACAGAGAACCUGAAGCUCGGUCUGAUCACUGAGACCAAGGCCUGGCGCCUACACUUCGGUAAGGCCUGUAACCACAAACACAUGACAGAGAUGGAGGAAAUCUUCAACUUCAUGGAAGACACCGUCAAGAAGCUGUCCCGGCCCCUCAAGGACCUGGAUGACAUUAGGUUUACCAUGGCUGCCCUCAAAGACAUCCGUGAGAACGAGAUUAGGAUUGACAUGAGCAUUGGCCCUAUAGAGGAGUCGUAUGCCAUGCUCAACAAACACGAUCUCCCAGUGAACAAAGAGGAGAUGGAACGGUGUGACACGCUACGAUAUUCCUGGGAAAAGCUCCAGGUCCUUCAGUCUGAGGUUCAGACUCAACUGCUUGUUGUACAGCCCGACUUCAAGACUGAGCUCAUCCAAAAUGUCAAAGAGUUCAAAGUGGACUGCGAUAACUAUUUUGAUGAUUAUGAUAAAAAUGGCCCCAUGGUUAGUGAGGUGGCCCCACGUGAGGCCUCCGACAGGCUAGUGAUAUUCCAGAACACCUUCGAAGUCCUGUAUAAAAAGUUUGUCACUUACACUGGAGGCGAAGGCCUGUUUGGACUACCAGUCACCGACUCCCCACAGCUUCUCAAGAUCAAGAAAGAGCUUAACCUUCUGCAGAAGCUGUAUGGCCUCUAUAACAACGUACUGGAGACUGUCCACGGUUACUACGACAUUCUCUGGACCGACAUUAACAUUGAAAAGAUCAACAAUGAACUGAUUGAGUUCCAGAACAAAUGCCGCAAGCUGCCAAGAGCUCUCAAGGACUGGCCAGCCUUCGCGGAUCUGAAGAAGACCAUUGAUGACUUCAACGAGAUGGUGCCUCUGCUAGAGCUUAUGACCAAUAAGGCUAUGAAGCCACGCCAUUGGCAACGUAUGUCUGACGUCACUGGGCACGUGUUCGACGUAGAGGGAGAUAACUUCAUGCUCAAGAACAUCCUGGAGGCUCCUCUCUUGCAGUUUAAGGAAGAAAUUGAGGAUAUCUGUAUCUCAGCUGUGAAAGAGAAGGACAUCGAGGCUAAACUCAAACAGGUCAUCAACGACUGGAACAACCAGGAAUUCACUUUUGGCCAGUUUAAGACGAGAGGAGAGCUCCUACUGCGUGGUGAUACGACAGGCGAGGUUGUCUCCCUUAUGGAGGACUCUCUGAUGGUUCUCAGUUCCCUGAUGAGUAACAGGUACAAUGUGCCGUUUAAGAAGCAGAUUCAGCUGUGGGUACAGAACCUGACGAACUCGUCCGAAAUCAUUGAGAACUGGAUGACGGUACAGAACCUGUGGGUAUACUUGGAGGCUGUGUUUGUGGGUGGUGACAUCGCCAAACAGCUGCCAAAGGAAGCUAAGAGGUUCAGCAACAUUGACAAGUCCUGGAUCAAGAUAAUGACUCGUGCCCACGAGACACCCAACGUAGUCCAGUGCUGUGUCGGGGACGAAACUCUCAUACAGCUCCUUCCUCAUCUGCUGGAACAGCUUGAGCUCUGUCAGAAAUCUCUUACUGGAUACCUUGAGAAGAAGCGACUGUUGUUCCCGCGUUUCUUCUUCGUGUCGGACCCCGCCCUGCUGGAGAUCCUCGGACAGGCUAGUGACCCCCACACCAUCCAGGCUCACCUCCUAUCUGUAUUUGAUAACAUCAAGAACGUGAAAUUCCACGAGAAGUUCUACGACAUCAUUCUUUCCAUCUUUUCCUCGGAGGGAGAAACCAUUGAUCUGGAGAAGCAUGUUAAAGCGGAAGGAAAUGUUGAGGUCUGGCUCAUGGCAUUGAUGAUGAUGGCCCAGAAGUCGCUCCACGGUGUCAUCAGAACCGCUGCCAUCGCUAUCCAGGACAACAACUUCCAGCUCCUGGAGUUCCUGGACAUGUUCCCUGCACAGGUCGGACUUCUAGGACUUCAGAUGAUUUGGACUCGAGACUGCACAGACGCGCUGACCCAUGCACGUUACGAUCGUAAAAUUAUGCAGCAGACAAACCAAGCAUUCCUGGAGCUCCUGAACACUCUCAUUGAUCAGACAACUCAUGACCUGGCCAAGGUGGAGAGGACCAAGUUCGAAACUCUCAUCACCAUCCACGUCCAUCAAAAGGACAUCUUUGAUGACUUGGUGCGUAUGCACAUCAAGAGCCCGACUGACUUUGAGUGGUUGAAACAGUCCCGGUUUUACUUCAUCGAGGACCAGGAUCGUACUCUCAUCUCCAUUACAGAUGUAGAUUUUAUCUACCAAAACGAGUUCCUGGGUUGUACGGAGCGUCUUGUCAUCACCCCCCUCACUGACAGGUGCUACAUCACCCUUGCCCAGGCUCUUGGAAUGUCCAUGGGUGGAGCUCCAGCUGGACCCGCUGGAACAGGCAAGACCGAAACUGUCAAGGAUAUGGGACGUUGUCUAGGCAAAUAUGUUGUUGUCUUCAACUGUUCUGAUCAGAUGGACUUCAGAGGUCUGGGUCGUAUCUACAAAGGUUUGGCUCAGUCAGGAUCUUGGGGAUGUUUUGACGAGUUUAAUCGUAUUGAACUUCCCGUACUGUCUGUUGCUGCUCAACAGAUUGCCAUUGUACUCACGGCAAAGAAGGAACGAAAGAAGAACUUCAUCUUCACUGACGGAGACAAUGUAUCUUUGAACAUGGAAUUCGGCAUCUUCUUGACAAUGAACCCUGGUUACGCUGGACGACAAGAGCUGCCAGAGAACCUGAAGAUUAACUUCCGUACCGUAGCCAUGAUGGUUCCGGACCGUCAGAUCAUCAUCCGUGUGAAGCUUGCCAGUGUGGGUUUCAUUGAAAACAUUGUGUUAGCUCGUAAAUUCUUCACCUUGUACAAACUCUGUGAGGAACAGCUUACCAAACAGGUACACUAUGACUUUGGUCUGAGAAAUAUUCUAUCUUGUCUGAGAACCCUGGGAACUGUGAAACGUGCGAACCCUAACGAUCCAGAAUCUACCUGUGUGAUGCGUGUGCUUCGGGACAUGAAUCUAUCCAAAUUGGUAGAUCAGGAUGAGCCUCUGUUCUUGUCCCUGAUAGACGAUCUGUUCCCAGGUGUCACACUGGACAAGGGAGGCUACCCAGAGUUGGAGGGUGCUAUUGAUAGGCAAAUAGAAGACGCCAAGCUCGUUAAACAUCCAUCGUGGAGACUGAAACUCAUCCAGCUAUUUGAGACCCAGCGUGUGCGUCACGGGAUGAUGACCCUGGGACCCAGUGGGACAGGCAAGACCUGUUGUAUUCACACCCUGAUGAAGGCCAUGUCCGAGUGUGGGGAACCCCACAAAGAGAUGAGGAUGAACCCCAAGGCCAUCACUGCUCCCCAGAUGUUCGGGCGUCUGGAUGUGGCGACCAACGAUUGGACAGACGGCAUUUUCUCCACUCUCUGGAGACGUACCCUCAGGACCAAAAAAGGUGAUCAUGUAUGGCUUGUUCUGGAUGGUCCCGUUGACGCCAUCUGGAUUGAGAACUUGAACUCUGUACUGGAUGACAACAAGACCUUGACUUUGGCCAACGGUGAUCGUAUCCAGAUGUCACCAACCUGCAAGAUCAUUUUUGAACCCCACAACAUUGACAAUGCAUCGCCCGCGACUGUCUCCAGAAACGGCAUGGUGUUCAUGAGUAGCUCGGGUCUGGACUGGAGCCCUAUCCUACAGGGCUGGCUAAACAACCGCUCUCUGGCCGAGCAGGGCAUCAUCAUGAACCUGUUUGAAUGUAGCUUUAAGGAUAUCUACCAGUACAGUGUACAGAACUUUGAGUUCAAGAUGGAGGUACUCGAGGCCUUCGUCAUCACGCAGGCAACCAAGAUCUUGACCGGUCUGAUCCCAGUAAAGGAUGACAAGGAUAGUAGCCAGAUAAGUGGUAUCCAUUACGAGCGUCUGUAUGUGUUUACUCUCAUGUGGAGCAUAGGCGCCUUCCUUGAGUUGGAUGAUCGUGCCAAGUUUGAGGAGUAUAUACGCUCCAAUGAUGAGAUCAAGCUUGAUCUCCCUGCCAUUAAACACGAUGGCGACGAGUCCAUGUUUGACUUCUUUGUCAGUAAUGAAGGCAAAUGGGAACACUGGGAGAAAAAGGUACAACUAUAUGACUACCCAACUGACUCAACGCCCGAGUACAGUAGUAUCCUCGUCCCCAACGUAGACAACGUCCGAUCUGAGUACCUCAUCAGUAUCAUCGCAAAACAGAACAAGGCUGUGCUCCUCAUCGGCGAGCAGGGUACCGCCAAGACGGUCAUGAUCAACGGCUUCAUGAGCCAUUACAAUUCGGAGUACCAUCUAGCUCAGUCGCUCAACUUCUCCUCCGCCACAACGCCCUAUAUGUUCCAGCGAACCAUUGAAAGCUACGUUGAGAAGAGGGUCGGUUCCACCUAUGGCCCCACAGCUGGAAAGAAGAUGACAGUCUUCAUUGAUGAUAUCAACAUGCCCACUAUCAAUGAAUGGGGAGACCAGGUCGGAAAUGAGAUUGUCCGGCAACUCUUUGAGAUGAAGGGAUUCUACAACCUUGAGAAACCUGGUGACUUUACCAAUAUUGUGGAUGUACAGUUCAUGGCUGCUAUGAUCCAACCCGGAGGAGGCCGGAAUGACAUUCCUCAGCGUCUCAAGCGACAGUUUGUCAUCAUUAACUGUACCUUGCCCUCCAACUCGUCCAUCGACAAGAUCUUCAGCGUGAUUGGAUGUGGCCAUUACGUCUCAGAGCGAGGCUUCAGUGAACCCGUCCGUGACCUUGUGAAGAAACUGGUUCCCAUCACUCGUCGCUUGUGGCAGCUCACAAAGAUCAAGAUGUUGCCGACACCAGCAAAGUUCCAUUACAUCUUCAACUUGAGAGAUUUGUCCCGAAUCUGGCAGGGGAUGAUCAAUACUACUGAACAGGUGGUCAAGGCUCCGGAGACCAUCCUUCACCUCUGGAAACACGAGUGCUGCCGUGUCAUUGCAGACAGGUUUGUCCUUAUGGAUGACUAUCAUUGGUUUGAAAAAACAAUACAGCGAAUCAUCGGUGAGGAUCUCGGUGAAGAGUAUCUAGAAACUACGAAAACAACGCCGUACUUCAUGGAUUUUAUGAGAGAUGCGGCUGAAGCUACAGGAGACGAACCUGAGGAUGCUGACUUUGAGGCCCCCAAGGUUUACGAAGCGAUCGAAGGUUUUGAGCAGCUUGAGGAACGGCUCCAGAUGUUCUUGGCUCAGUACAAUGAAGGUAUUCGUGGCUCAGGGAUGGACUUAGUGUUCUUCAAGGAUGCCAUGACCCACUUGGUGAAAGUUUCGCGUAUCAUCCGUACGCCACGAGGUCAUGCACUGCUGGUGGGUGUAGGCGGCUCUGGGAAACAGUCCCUCACCAGGCUGGCCUCUUUCAUUGCUGGCUACAAGACAUUCCAGAUCACCCUCACAAGGUCAUAUAAUGUGUCCAACUUACUGGAAGACCUCAAGUUCCUGUACCGCACCGCAGGGGCCCAGGGAAAAGGUAUCACAUUCAUCUUCACUGAUCAGGAGAUUAAGGACGAGGGCUUCCUGGAGUAUCUCAACAAUGUCCUAUCAUCUGGUGUGGUAGCCAACCUUUUCGCCCGUGAUGAAAUGGAUGAGAUCAUGGGAGAACUGAUCCCCAUUAUGAAGAAGGAGUUCCCACGACGACCACCUAGCAACGAGAACCUGUAUGAUUACUAUUUGAUGCGUGUUCGCAUGAACCUGCACGUUGUGCUCUGUUUCUCCCCGGUCGGAGAAAAGUUCCGAGCACGCUCGCUGAAGUUCCCUGGUCUGAUAUCUGGCUGUACGAUGGACUGGUUCCAGCGCUGGCCAAGGGAUGCUCUUAUCUCUGUGGCUGAUCACUUCUUGGCAGAGUUCAAUAUUGAGUGUACGCUGGAGGUGAAGAAACAGGUCAUUCAGAGUAUGGGUAUUAUACAUGAUGGAGUGGCUGAAACCUGUGCCAAUUACUUCCAGAGGUAUCGACGCUCCACUCAUGUGACCCCCAAAUCUUACCUGUCCUUCAUCAAUGGUUACAAGACUAUUUACUCAGAUCAGCGGAAUGAAAUUGGGGAGCUGGCCAACAGGAUGAACACAGGUCUGGAGAAACUGAUUGAGGCCUCACAACAGGUCGCUCAGCUAAGUGAGGAGCUAGCCGUCAAGGAGAAGGAACUGGCCAUCGCCUCAGAUAAAGCUGAUAAGGUGUUGGCUACAGUAACAGUCAAGGCCACGGCUGCUGAGAAGGUCAAGGCCCAGGUGAAGAAGGUCAAAGACAAAGCACAGGCUAUUGUGGAUGCCAUCGAGGCAGACAAGGCCAUUGCUGAAGAGAAAUUGGAGAAGGCUCGGCCUGCCCUUGAGGAAGCUGAGGCUGCCCUCAACACUAUCAAACCUGCAGAUAUUGCCACUGUGAGGAAGCUUGGCAAACCCCCACAUCUCAUUAUGAGAAUCAUGGACUGUGUGCUUCUCCUCUUCCAAAAACGUAUCAACACAGUUGAGGUGGAUCCAGAGAGGCCAAAUUGUAAUAAACCUUCCUGGGGUGAAUCACUUAAGUUGAUGUCGGGUACUAACUUCCUCAUGACGCUUGUCAACUUUGAUAAAGAUAAGAUAAACGACGAGGUUGUUGAGUUGAUGCAGCCAUACCUAUCGAUGGAAGAUUACAAUUAUGAGACGGCCAAGCGAGUCUGUGGUAACGUGGCCGGUCUCUGCUCCUGGACGUUUGCUAUGGCCUCCUUUUUCUCCAUCAACAAAGAGGUUCUUCCUCUUAAGGCAAACCUGGCAAUCCAGGAAGCCAAGUUGAAUGCUGCCAUGUCAGACCUGAACACUGCACAGGCACAGCUGGACGAGAAAGAGGCUGAGCUCGCCGAGGUCAUGGCCAUGUAUGAUGCAGCUAUGAAGGAGAAACAGAGAUUGGUGGACGAUGCGGAGACGUGUCGUAGAAAGAUGAAUGCUGCCACUGAACUGAUCAAUGGUCUGGCUGGUGAGAGGAAGAGAUGGACAGAACAGAGUCUGGAGUUCAAGGCACAGAUUGGCAGACUGGUCGGUGACGUCCUUGUCUGUACUGCCUUCCUGUCUUACUCUGGACCAUUCAACCAAGACUACCGCCUGCUCCUCAGCAAAAACUGGUUCAAAGAACUCAAGACAAGGAAAAUUCCAUUUACACUUAACCUCAAUGUCAUAGACAUGCUCACAGACCCAACCACGGUUGGAGAAUGGAAUUUACAAGGUCUGCCAAAUGAUGAACUCUCCACACAGAACGGUAUCAUCGUUACAAAGGCAGCACGCUACCCUCUGCUCAUAGAUCCUCAGGGCCAGGGAAAGAACUGGAUCAAGUCUCGCGAGGGCAAGAACGAGCUACAGAUCACUGCACUCAACCACAAGUACUUCCGUACCCAUCUUGAAGACUCCAUGUCAUUGGGACGUCCUCUUCUGAUUGAGGACAUUGGAGAGGACCUUGACCCUGCCCUGGACAAUGUCCUUGAGAAGAACUUCAUCAAGGUUGGGUCAACACUGAAGGUGAAGGUUGGCGACAAGGAGUGUGACAUCAUGAAGGGCUUCGCUUUGUACCUGACAACAAAGCUUGGUAACCCGUCUUACACACCAGAGGUCUCUGCUCGUUCAUCAAUCAUUGACUUUACUGUGACAAUGAAGGGACUGGAAGACCAGUUGCUUGGACGCGUCAUCCUCACAGAGAAGGCUGAACUGGAAUCUGAGCGAGUGAAGCUGAUGGAGGAUGUACAAUCCAACAAGAAAAAGAUGAAGGAACUGGAAGAUAACCUUCUCUACAGACUCACCAGUGUUAAGGGAUCCCUAGUGGAUGAUGAGGAUUUGAUCAAUGUGCUGAAUGUGACCAAGACGACCUCCGUUGAUGUCAACUCUAAGCUUCAAACAGCAGCUGAAACUGAGAUCAAGAUCACUGCAGCUCGUGAGGAGUUCCGUCCGGUAGCAGCACGUGGCUCCAUCCUGUACUUCUUGAUCGUGGAGAUGGGACUGGUCAACUGUAUGUACCAGACGUCCCUCAAACAGUUCCUGCAUCUGUUUGACCUGUCCAUGGCAAAGUCCCAGAAAUCUCCCAUCACCCAAAAGCGUAUCACCAACAUCAUUGAGUACAUGACAUUUGAGGUGUUUAAGUAUGCCUCCCGUGGCCUGUACGAGACAGACAAGAACACUUUCACCCUUCUGCUCGCUCUCAAGAUUGAUCUGGCUGCCGGCAAAAUCAAGCACGAGGAAUUCCUCACCCUUAUCAAAGGUGGUGCCUCCCUUGACCUGAACGUGGUCCAGCCAAAGCCACACAAGUGGGUGGUAGACUUAACCUGGCUUAACUUGGUUGAGCUGAGUAACCUGCAUCAGUUCUCCGGUAUCCUGGAACAGGUGACCAGAAAUGAGAAACAAUGGCGCCACUGGUUCGACAAGGAUGCUCCUGAGGAAGAGAUAAUCCCCGACGGUUAUAACAAUACCCUCGAUGUGUUCCGUCGUCUGUUGCUUGUGCGGUCGUGGUGCCCAGAUCGUACCAUGGCUCAGGCACGAAAGUACAUUGCAGAUACACUUGGUGAUAAGUACGCCGAGGGCGUUAUCCUUGACCUUGAGAAAAUGUGGAUGGAAAGCAAUUGUAGGUCACCUCUCGUGUGCUUGCUAUCCAUGGGUUCUGACCCCACCACCCUCAUAGAGGCCCUCGCAAAGAAACACAAAAUAGAGUGCCGUGCCAUCUCUAUGGGCCAGGGACAGGAAAUCCACGCCCGCCGUAUGUUGACCCAGGGGGUCCAGGGCGGGGGCUGGCUGAUGCUUCAGAACUGUCAUCUCAGUCUGGAUUAUGUACAGGAAGUCCUGGACCAGCUUAUUGAGAUUGAGAGCAUUCAUGAAGAGUUCAGAGUGUGGGUGACAACAGAGGUCCACCCUAAAUUUCCCAUCAAUUUCCUCCAGAUGUCUAUCAAAUUCACCAAUGAGCCUCCACAGGGUAUGAAGGCCGGUCUGAAGCGUUCGUACGCAGGCAUGACGCAGGAUUUCUUAGACAUUUCCAAUAUGCCACAGUGGAAACCCAUGCUGUAUGGAGUUUCCUUCCUCCACUCUGUUCUACAAGAGCGCAGAAAGUUUGGACCCCUUGGCUGGAACAUUCCGUACGAGUUCAAUGCAGCCGAUUACAACGCUAGUGUUCAGUUUGUACAGAAUCAUCUUGAUGACAUGGAUUUGAAGAAGGGAGUGAAUUGGACGUGUGUGCGUUACAUGUUUGGAGAGAUUCAGUACGGAGGUCGUGUGACUGAUGAUUAUGACAAACGUCUACUCAACACAUUCUGCAAGGUCUGGUUCGGCGAACAGAUGUUCCAGUCCAACUUUGUGUUUUACAAGGGAUAUGUAAUCCCGAAAUGCAACAAACAUGCCGAGUACCUGGAGUUCAUCUCUGGGCUCGCAACAACGGACACACCAGAGGUGUUUGGUCUUCAUGGCAACGCUGAUAUCACGUACCAGAGUCAGACUGCCAAGUCUGUCCUCGAUACAAUCCUCGAGAUCCAGCCCAAGGAUAGUAGUGGUGGCGGCGGUGAGACGCGUGAAUCAGUUGUCUACCGUCUCAGUGAUGACAUGUUGGACAAACUUCCCAAUGACUAUAUAUCUUAUGAGGUAAAGGCCCGCCUCCAGAAGAUGGGUCCCUUCCAGCCGAUGAACAUCUUCCUCAGGCAGGAAAUAGACCGCAUGCAGAGGGUCAUUGCUACAGUACGCAUGACCCUUCAUGACCUUAAACUGGCUAUCGACGGUACCAUCAUUAUGAGUGAGAAUCUACGAGAUGCCCUCGACUCCAUGUACGAUGCUAGGAUACCCAAGCUAUGGCAGAAGAUUUCCUGGGACUCAAGCACCCUUGGGUUCUGGUUUACAGAGCUGAUUGACAGGAACACUCAGUUCAGCAGCUGGUGUUUUGAUGGUAGACCUAACACGUUCUGGAUGACAGGCUUCUUCAAUGCUCAGGGAUUCCUUACUGCUAUGAGACAGGAAGUGACACGUGCUCACAAAGGCUGGGCUCUGGAUAGUGUCAUCCUUCACAACGAUGUGACCAGAUAUAGCCGUGACGACAUCACCACCCCACCUUCAGAAGGUGUUUAUGUCUACGGCCUGUUUCUAGAGGGCGCCGGCUGGGAGCGACGAGGCUGUCGCUUGAUUGAACCCAAACCCAAAAUAUUGUUUGAGACGAUGCCGGUAAUCCACAUCUACGCCAUCAACAGUACUGGAAGCACUGACACGCGCAUGUAUUCCUGUCCGAUUUACAAGAAACCCCGCAGGACCGACCUCACAUACAUUGCUGCUGUAAACCUGAAGACCAAUCAGAUCCCAGAUCACUGGAUCCUCCGCGGAGUUGCUCUGCUCUGUGAUACAAAGUAGACCGAGCCCACAGACACAAAUUAAUAACUAUACAAAUUUACAGCAAAAUAAGACGUCUACAAGGCGAACGCUAUUGGAUUAACAUUCCGAACAAACAUGUGACAAGAUUCUGUGAUAAUGAACAUUAUAUAUACAGGACAUUGUCUCUAGUGAUAGUCAAAUAUCUGUUUCUUAUAGUUCCAGAUAAUUAGGUUAAAUUAACUCGGAAGGGAAGGCCUAUGACUAUAAACCAAAGAAUGUAUAUAGAUAUGACUUGCUAGCUGGUUUUGAUACUUUAUAUAUCCAUCCUGGUGUCAGUGUCCGUCCUAUUAAUUGUGAUAAAAUGUUUAUGCCUUUAGUAUGAGUAGAUCAGAAUUGCGUCCAACUGAAGCCUUUGUGUAAUAAUUAUUAGAUAUUUAUGUAUUUUUUUAUCUUGUCUUUUCAUUAACUACCAUAAAUGCAUUAGAUACAUCCGUCCCGUCCCCCAUGUGAUACAGUAUCAAAUGGCUAUUUCUUGCAGUUAUUUAACUCAUUCACCCCUGAAAUUUCAUAAUGGACUAUUCCAACCUUUGCAUUGGAAGAGUUCAAAUGUGUCUUCAGGGGUGAAUGAUUUAAUAUAUUAUUAUAUAGUCAAAGUUAUCAAUGACAUUUAACUGAUAUUAUAUAUAUAUGAUGAAAUUUUGAACACUUCAAACACUAGAUUACAGAGAGUGCCCUGUUUGGAAUUCCUAAAACUUUUCAAUUUACUUUUACAUUUGAUUAAGAGUCGUUAGUUUAAUGAGUCAUUAUCAUAUAUUCCGUCCUGUUAUAUAGAAACUAACCUGAAUAAACUAGGUAUUUGUAGUAUGCAUAUAUUUUUAUUCCAAAAGUGACCAGCCUCUAUGAUUAUCAUUACUAGGUACUGUGCUCUAUGAUUACUAUGAUUAUCAUUACUAGGUACAGCUCUGUAACACUGAACUAUCAAGACUACAUAUAUAUACAUCUGGGGAAAACUGAUCAGUUCUAGAUUCUGAGUUUAUUGGAGUUUUCGGAAAGAUACUCUAAUGAAUAGUAAAUACUGCUGAAAUACUUCUUUGCGUUAUUUAUGCUAAAAUAUACAAUUCUAACUACUAGGAGCUUUUCCAUUACAAAUUAAAAGCUACUUUAAAUGUUGUUCUUUGAUCUAUUAAUGUAAUUUUCAAAGAACAGGGAAGGUUAGUGUCUGUGAUAUAUACAAAUGUGAUGGCCUCAGAUUUCUCUCCAGACUGUACGAGUUAUCUCCCUUUGACCAAAGUUUCCCCUCUGUGUAGUCUAUCUCUAUGUUUAUCAAUAAUAAUUAUUUCUCAAUGUUCCAUGUUAUUUAUAUACAAAUGCCAUUUUUUGGUAUCUUGGCUAUAGUUGUUUAAAAUUUGUUAGAAAAUAAAAAAUAUUCCAUCAAGUGAAAA
Mizuhopecten yessoensis (Yesso scallop) is the source of this 15715-nucleotide messenger RNA. RefSeq names its product dynein heavy chain 5, axonemal-like. Gene Ontology annotation, molecular function: ATP hydrolysis activity; minus-end-directed microtubule motor activity; dynein light intermediate chain binding. The record is from RefSeq and is a predicted model, not a curated record. Gene Ontology annotation, cellular component: dynein complex. The coding region runs from base 276 to 14312 and encodes 4678 amino acids. Lineage: Eukaryota; Metazoa; Mollusca; Bivalvia; Pectinida; Pectinidae. Gene Ontology annotation, biological process: microtubule-based movement. The transcript has 63 exons.